AUGUCGCAUUGGUCUUGCAUGGGCGUACGACCAACAGACACAAUGCUGAUAAAACAGAACAUCAGAGUUCCUCCCAUCAUUCCUUACGUUACGUCACUUCCUGGGGGACGUGACGUCAUCAUUGACUACCUAACAGACGACCAGCUCGAGGAAACGUUCCAAAUGAUCCAAGAGGCGGCCAAAGAGGGCGAGGGUUUUGGAAUAAACGAAUUUCCCAACAUAAAAGAGUUUCAAAAGGAAAUUGAAGGAGGGCACAAUUUUGGGAUCACCGACAAAAAGUCAAAAGAGCUCAUAGCAGCAUUUGUGAUCACUGUGAGCAAGUUCUACCGAGGAUCGAAAGUUGCGGAUCCCUUUAUUAUAGUGAGGAAGUCAGAACGUCGGAAAGGAGUCGGAGAAUUUUGUCUUCGUAGUGCCUUAAACCAUGCCAUGGACUUGAACUUCAUUGGCAUGUACGUAGACUGUUUCAGCAACAACAAGGGAAUGAUCAAAAUUGUGGAGAACGUAGGUGGUUUCUCUCGAUGCGGAUUUUUGCCCAUGGCUGGUCAGAUGAACGACAAAACCUUCAUUGGGUCCAUCAUUUUUUACCGAGACCUGCACGAGGAGGAAUGACAAUUAGUCAAACGGGGGAAGAAGAAAUACCAACAGACCUUCUCCAUCGGUGAUGAACAUUUGGAAUGCACGGUUACGUGCUGCACUAUAAUCUAAGCAGAAAUUUUAGGGAAGUUCGGAGUGCGCGGGCUCGCACAGGAGCUUCAACUUUGUGUUGGGACGAUAUAUAAUUCGAAAUUGGAAUGAAAAUUGGUGUUUUGGAGACCGCUGAUGGAAGUGGUUAGGUGAUAUUUUAGAAUAUGUAUAAGAUUUUGCCGGUCAGAAUCAAAACAUUUCGCGGAAGUAAGAGUAGCCUAUAUUGCGGGGCAAAUUAAGGGAUCCGUUGCCUGAACCCUGAAGGUGUUCGGAAUGUAAAAAGGGGCAUUAUGGUGAGCUAUAUAUUAGCAAUUAUUCGUAUAUAUCUUUGUUUAUAUUUGAAAUUUAGGACCCUUUCUUGUCAAUGUAUAGACCGAUCGAUCUUAGCCCUAGGACGUCCUAGAAUCAAUGUUAGAAGAUAAGAACCUAGGACAUCCUAGCGCUAAGAUCGUUUCGAGAAUACCUGGCCAUAUAGGACAGAAUCUUGACAGUAUAGGUCUAUGUUACUCCCUCGGUGGGAAAUUACAAUCAUAAGAUAAGUUGUUGCAGCAUUAUUACGAAAUAUAUAUUAUAGAUAUUAUGUACAUUAUGUUAUCAAAAUAAAAGCUAUAUCAUUCGUU
Messenger RNA from Lottia gigantea (owl limpet), 1304 nucleotides. RefSeq lists its product as hypothetical. NCBI's taxonomy places the organism in Eukaryota, Metazoa, Mollusca, Gastropoda, Lottiidae. The transcript has 2 exons. The record is from RefSeq and is a predicted model, not a curated record. The coding region runs from base 1 to 609 and encodes 202 amino acids. Gene Ontology annotation, molecular function: acyltransferase activity, transferring groups other than amino-acyl groups.